UGGGGUUGGGCUACACAAUCAUCCAGCCAGAGACGUGGGGGUAACAGUCAGCUUGAGAAGGGACGUCACGUCAAACAGCCUCCAUUCAGCAGUACUGAGUGGUACCAACGUGACAGCGUGGCCACGGAAACAGGGCUGCUGUGUAGUUUUCUUUUCACCUCAUGUUUGACUCUUAACGGCUGGUCACCACCAUGACAGAGGAGGAAACCAUCAAUGUAAAGGAGGUGGAGAUCAUCAAGGUAAUCCUGGACUUUCUCCACUCCAGGAAGCUGCACAUUAGCAUGCUGGCGCUGGAGAAAGAGAGUGGCGUUAUCAACGGGCUAUACUCGGACGACAUGCUCUUCCUUAGACAACUGGUACUGGAUGGCCAAUGGGAUGAGGUCUUGCAGUUCAUUCAGCCACUGGAGUGCAUGGAGAAGUUUGACAAAAAGACGUUCCGUUAUAUUGUGCUAAAGCAGAAGUUCCUGGAAGCCCUUUGUGUGAAUAACGCCAUGUCUGCUGAGGAUGAGCCACAGCAUUUGGAGUUUACCAUGCAGGAGGCGGUCAAAUGUCUGCACGCCCUAGAGGAGUUCUGCCCCUCAAAAGACGACUACAGCAAACUGUGUCUGUUGCUCACCUUGCCUCGCCUCACAAACCAUGCAGAGUUUAAGGACUGGAACCCGAGCACGGCCAGGGUGCAGUGUUUUGAGGAAGCCUGCACCAUGGUAGCCGAAUUCAUCCCUGCAGACAGGAAACUGAGCGAGGCUGGAUUCAAAGCAAGCGGGGAUCGCCUCUUCCAGCUACUUCUCAAAGGAGUCCUCUACGAGUGCUGUGUGGAGUUCUGUCAGAGCAAGGCAACGGGUGAGGAGAUCACCGAGAGCGAGGUUCUGCUGGGCGUUGACAUGCUGUGUGGUAACGGCUGCGAUGACGUAGACUUAUCACUUCUGUCAUGGAUGCAGAACCUGGCCCAUACCGUCUUUUCCUGCGCCUUUGAACAGAAGCAGCUCAACAUCCAUGUGGACCGUAUAGUCAAACCUGCAAAAACCGGCUACGCUGAUUUGCUCACGCCACUCAUCAGCAAACUGUCUCCAUACCCAUCCUCCCCACUGCGCCGGCCCCAAUCGGCCGACACCUACAUGUCACGCUCUUUGAAUCCGGCACUGGACGGCUUGUCGUACGGGCUGUCCGGCCAGGAUAAGCGGGCGAGUGGCGGGGAGGUCGCACCGGGUAAAGGCGUUUCUCCUAUGUCUCACUCCUUUGCCAACUUCCACUACCCUGGAGCAGGCGGGCAGAACCUAAGUAGGAGCCUCAUGAUGGAGAGCUCCGACUGCCACAGCAUCUUUGAGGAAUCGCCUGAAACGUCGAGGACAGAGACUCCUGUGGACAAAAUGAUGAAUUCUGGUGGAACUCAGAACUCGCGUCCUGCUUCUGCUCCUGGGGAGGAUGCACCUCCAGCCGGCUCUGCUGAAAGGAAUGAGCUGUGGGACUCCACAGAGAAGUAUGAGGAGUAUUACCGUCAGCGCUUGCGUGUGCAGCAGCACCUGGAGCAAAAGCAGCAGCAGCGGCAGAUGUACAAGCAGAUGUUGCUAGAGGGAGGAGUGCAGCAGGAGCCCCCGCCCGGUGACAUGCAGCACAGCCUUACAGAGAAGUUCCUCAACAGGUCCAUCCAGAAGCUGGAGGAGCUAAAUGUGGGCAUGGAGAGUUUAGGAGAGGAGGUGAAGUCUUUGGCUCAGCAGUGCAAUGGCAACCCACCUAAUUCGGAGAGCAACAACAACCCCCCAUCUCCCACCCCUGACCACAACAGGAGCCGGGGGAGCGGGGUGCUCAGCAGUACCCCACAGCAGCAGACAGCGGGAGGCCGUGUGGUCCCAGUCCCAAAUGAGUCCCCUGUUGUCUCACAGAGUGGGCAGAAUCACAAAGUUGGUCCACAUGGUGACUCCCCAGGAUCAUUGUCUCGCAGUAAAGAGGGUGACAAAGCAAAAAGCUUAUUUGUGCCAGUACACACUCUGGAGGACACUCAGGCUAUUCGGGCAGUUGCCUUUCACCCGUCGGGGUCGCUCUAUGCCGUUGGAUCAAACUCCAAAACACUGAGAGUCUGUGCUUAUCCAGAAACACUGGACCCAAAUGGAUCAAGUCCAGUGAAGCAGCCAGUGGUCCGCUUCAAGAGAAACAAGCACCACAAAGGUUCUAUCUACUGCGUGGCCUGGAGCCACUGUGGACAGCUGCUAGCAACAGGAUCCAACGACAAAUAUGUCAAAGUUUUACCUUUUAGUGCGGAGACGUGCAACGCCACAGGCCCAGACUUAGAGUUCAGCAUGCAUGACGGCACCAUCAGGGACUUGGCCUUCAUGGAGGGUCCAGAAAGCGGUGGAGCCAUCUUGAUCAGUGCCGGCGCGGGAGACUGUAACAUCUACACCACUGACUGCCAGCGAGGACAGGGCCUGCACGCCCUCAGUGGACACACGGGUCACAUCUUGUCUCUUUACACGUGGGGAGGCUGGAUGAUUGCGUCCGGCUCCCAAGACAAGACGGUGCGUUUCUGGGACCUCAGGGUGCCCAGCUGUGUGCGAGUGGUGGGCACCGCCUUCCAUGGCUCAGGCAGUCCAGUCGCCUCAGUAGCGGUUGACCCGAGUGGGCGUCUCCUAGCAACAGGACAGGAGGACAGCGCCUGCAUGCUGUAUGACAUCAGAGGGGGGCGCAUCGUCCAGGUGUACCGCCCGCACGGCAGCGACGUGCGCUCCGUCAGGUUCUCACCCGGCGCACACUAUCUGCUCACUGGCUCCUACGACGCCAAGGUCAUGGUCACCAACCUGCAAGGUGACCUGACCAAGCAGUUGCCUCAGACUGUGGUGGGCGAGCACGGCGACAAGGUGAUCCAGUGUCGAUGGCAUACCAACGACCUCUCCUUCCUGUCAUCCUCUGCCGACCGAACCGUCACGCUGUGGACUCACAACCCAUAACUACACGUACACACCCAUUUUAUCGGGAAAAGACACACUACAACUGCUUCUGCAUCCCGCACAAACACAUGAAAAGCACAUGCUGAACAUUCUCACACUGCAUCUGUUGUCAGAGCAACGGGCACAAAACACUGGCGGUGGCACACACUCAAAUGCAAACACACGUCGUAACUGGUUGCAUGCGCUUUUAACAGACAGGACCGAGCUUUUUCAUCAUAAUGGUGCCUUUUUUGAGUUCCAGAUCAAAUUAUGUUAACUCCACAUUCCAUGUUGUUGUCCCGCAUCAGUUUCCUCCAGUUGCUAUCGUUUGGGGAGUUAUGACUCAGUGUGCAAGCUUUCUGAAUCUGUGGCAGCAUUUUGCUCUCUGCUGUUGCUUCCCCGUGGGAUGUGGCCAUGCGUUGCUGUUCAAUAUGUUUUGUUUUAAAAAUGGAAUAAUCAGUGGGGCUUUUUUUCCCCUGCAGGAGCUGUUAGAAGCCAUUGCAAUGAAAGAUUGUUAUAAUGCAGUGUCCAAAGGGAAUGCUAGUAAAUUAAAAAAAACAUUUUUUAUUUCUGCUGUACUGAGGUAAUAGUAGGGGUCAGUGUAGACUUUCAAUUGUAUGCACAGAAAAUUUGAAUUAACAUAUUUAUUUUAAAGCCAGUAUUUAAUUUCUUCACAUGUAAAGCACUUUUGUUUGUCCUGAUUAAUUUUUAAAAAUACGUUUAAACAAAACUCCAAACUAAUACAUACUGUACAUUGUCGUAUUUAUUUUUAGUUGAUUGUACAGUUCUUGAAAUGCUAGUGUCUCAUGUAUUAAGCCUGAUACUUAUUAUUUUUUAAGUGAUUUAAUUUAACUCAAGCUAACAGAUUGCUGGUAUGUUCAAUAAAGUGUCUUUUAAUCAAGCUGCUUUU
Dunckerocampus dactyliophorus (ringed pipefish) is the source of this 3828-nucleotide messenger RNA. RefSeq names its product WD repeat domain 47a (gene wdr47a). Gene Ontology annotation, molecular function: protein binding. Bases 192 to 2939 code for a protein of 915 amino acids. The record is from RefSeq and is a predicted model, not a curated record. NCBI's taxonomy places the organism in Eukaryota, Metazoa, Chordata, Actinopteri, Syngnathiformes, Syngnathidae. The transcript is spliced from 17 exons.